CCCCGGGAUGAGCAAUGAGAGGGACAGCGGGCGAUCGGCGGCCGGGGGCCCCCGCGUGUCCUACUUCUCGGAUAUCCGAACAUUUCUCGUCGCCGAGUGCCUUCUGAUGCUGACGCAGGGUAUCAGCGGCGCGUAUUUAGUCAGUAUUCUAACAACGCUUGAGAGGCGAUUUGACCUGCACAGCACUGAACUGGGAGUGAUUGCGAGUAGCUUUGAGAUCGGAAACCUCAUGAUAAUAUUGUUGGUGAGCUACUUCGGUGGCAAGGGUCAUCGGCCUCGACUGAUAGGCUGUGGCGGAAUCAUAAUGGCCAUAGGGUCUUUAUUCUGUGCAUUACCCGAGUUCCUAAGCCAUCAGUAUCAAUACAAGCAGGUGGACAGAUCAGUGGUGAAGAACACCUGUCUGGCAAACCUUUCCUCGGAGGAAGAGCAGAUUGAAAUGGAGAAGAAUCUAAAAACGUGUGCAGAAACAGAAACGACAAACAUGAUGUAUGUCCUGGUUAUUGUGGCACAGGUUAUCAUUGGGGCGGGAGCAACUCCCAUUCAACCGCUUGGAGUCUCCUAUAUCGAUGACCAUGUACGGAAGAGGGAUUCGUCACUUUAUAUUGGUGUCUUGUUCACCACCAUGCUGUUUGGUCCAGCAUUCGGCUUCAUGCUGGGUUCUUUGUUCACCACCAUCUAUGUGGAUGCAAUCUUCAUUGACACAGCCAAAUUGGACAUCACCCCAGACGAUCCCCGAUGGAUUGGUGCUUGGUGGGCUGGCUUCCUCCUUUGUGCCGGGCUUCUGUUCUUCUCGUCCCUGUUUAUGUUUGGAUUUCCUCAGGCCAUGCCGAAGAAGCAUGACUCACUGAGCAAAAGUUCGCAGCAGCCCAUGCUCCCAAACAAAGGAUACAAGGACCAGCCAAAGCUUACCACCGAAGCCAAUAAAACCAAAGAGGGCAAACAAAGCAGUGAGGCCACGUGCACAGAAUACCUGAGAGCGAUUCCGCAAGUAACCAAGCAGCUGCUGAUGAACCCGGUCUUCACCUGCGUUGUGCUCUCCGCCUGCAUGGAGGUGGCUGCUAUCAGUGGCUUUGCCGCUUUUCUGGGCAAGUACCUGGAAAGGCAGUUUGGUCUGAGUGCUUCAUAUGCCAAUCAGUUCAUAGGUGUCACUGCGGUUCCUUGUGUGUGCCUUGGAAUUUUUCUGGGUGGCUUUGUACUGAAGAAGAUGAGCCUUACUCCACUGGGGGCAAUUAAAAUGACCAUGACUGUCAACUUGCUGUCGACUGCCACGUAUGUGAUGCUGCUGUUCCUGGGCUGUGAAACGGGGCCGUUCGCUGGUGCAACAGUCGCCUAUAAAAACAGUUCCUUUGAUGGAUUCAAAAGAGAUCUGACUGUGGUAUGUAAUGAAGAUUGCAGAUGCUCAAAAGAGAUGUUAAACCCGGUCUGCGGGUCUGACGGCAUCACCUACCUAUCGCCAUGCUUUGCUGGAUGUACCAACAAGAACCUUACCAACUGUGCCUGCAUCAACACUGAUUUUGCCUGGAAUGCCACGGCCAUGCCUGGUCAAUGCCCCAAAACAAAUUGUGAAUACGCUUUCCCGGCCUUCUUUGCGGUUGUGUGUGUGGGAAGCCUGCUGGGCGCCAUGGCACAGACGCCGUCAGUAAUGAUUCUCAUCAGAUCCGUAAACCCUGAAUACAAAUCAUAUGCUCUUGGUGUCCAAUUUCUUAUGCUUAGAUUACUUGGUUUCAUCCCACCGCCACUCAUUUUUGGAGCAGCCAUUGACUCCACUUGUCUGGUGUGGUCAGAAACUUGCAAUAAAAGUGGAGCAUGUGCUUUAUAUGAUAAUCAUUCGUACAGAUAUCUCUACGUCAGUAUUGCCAUAGGUAUGAAGACUAUUGCCUUUAUAUUGUACACAACCACUUGGCAUUACAUAAAGAGCCAUUCCAAGACGUACGUUCAAGGAGAUGAAGACUCACUGGGCCGAAUGACUACUUCAGAUCUCUUUGCAUCAACGUUAACGUUGGAUGCAGCCACAGGGGAUUCAAACAAAUCAUCUGGAAGGACAACAUUAAUUUACCAUUUGGGAGAGAAUGAGAUGUGUGAAAACAUUGAGUCUGUUCUUUAACAUCUCUGCGGACUGACGUCAGCAUUGUGAAGAUAUAUAGUUUUGUAGGGAAAAAAACAUUUUGAAACAUCUAUUUUAAUGUUUUUAUGCAUCAAGAGGAUACAGUGAAAGGCAACUGGCCUUAUAAAAUAUUUUUUUUUAGAUCUUCCCCUGGUUUAAAUUACAACAAUAGAUAUUUUGUGAUUCUGAAUGGUUCACAGUGUAAGUGAACAAAAUGGGAUGUGCUAGUACGAAGAACUAGCAGAUCCUAACCAGGAGCAGUAUGACUCUUGUGAUCAGUCACUUAACGAUAUGUUCUAUUUAAAUAGCUUUUAUGCUUAUUUUGCAUUUUGGGCAGAGAUAUAACAAACGGCAGCAUAAAAUGCUCUCCUGUGAUCUGCAAAGUAUGCAAACAUGAAAUGUUUCAACAAGAGUAAGAUCUGAUUCUGGCCCUAGUUUAUCCUAUUUAACCCAAUGCUUCAAAGCUUGAACUUCAGAAUGCCUCUUGACCACAGAACCCAAAUUAACAAAUGAUAUAAACUUCUGAUUAUGUAUUUCUUUUUUCCUCCACCGGCCAAAGUUUAUCAAGCAUCAGAUUUAAACUCACAGCCAUCAUGUAUAUUUGCAAUAUUAGCAUUUCAUAUUGCUUGUAACGCGACUGAAAUGGAACGGUUUAUUCUUUUUAUUUUAAAGCCGAUGCUCUCAAUUAUUCGCACUAUCAGAAGCUGACCAUUGUUUUGCAAUAUCUUGUACUGUUACGAAGGUGGUGCUGCUACGUAGCUAGAGUCAUGAAUACCAAACGGUGCCUCGGGUCACUUAUGAAGUACAUAAAACAAAGCCUGAUGCUCCAUGACACAUCAAUUAUUUAUUGUUAAAGCAAAUUUUAUUUUCUUACUGGAAAUAUAGAAAGAGACUAAGUAACUAGACAGAGCCUAUGCCAAUUGAAUGAAUACAUACAUAUUGAUUUACGUUAAAUACAUUAACAGCUUUGAGGUGUGAGCAGUAACACUGGCAAGGUAAAGCAAUAGUUUUUUCUCCCCCCAGGUGCUCCCCAUCCAUUACCAAAUGCCAAGUAAGAUGGCGUCAUGAUGCUAAAGCUCAAAAAAAUUGCUCAGCAACAUCUUAAGGUUAUCAUCUCACAUCAUGAUUAAAGCAAGUUACUUUAUCAGCUGUGUGACAUAACAGAAGAUUAAAGACAGCACUGACAGAGCUGUUUCAAUCUUUGCGCUUGCAUGACUACACCAGCUGCCCCUCCUGUCAGAAUUCACACUCAUGUUGCUGAUUUUGCCCUCACUAUUUCUGGUGCCUGUGUGCCAACUGUAAAUCGAGUUACAUGGUUUGCACCCAGUAUGAAUCUAUAACAUGGUUCAGUGACCACAGUUAAUUUUGCAAAGGUUGUGACAAUGACAAAGCCACACCUGUAUUGUUCAUGCCUUCUUUAACCGAGUAAAUUUUAAUACCCCAACUUUUUCUACAGCAGGAAUAUAAAGAAUAUCAGUGUAUAUUAUAUUGAAACCAAUUUGUUUGUAUUAUUUAUAUCAUGCUUUAUACCAUAGAAUUUUAAAAGAAAAAAUG
Messenger RNA from Hypanus sabinus (Atlantic stingray), 3658 nucleotides. Its product is annotated as solute carrier organic anion transporter family member 3A1-like. Gene Ontology annotation, molecular function: protein binding. The transcript is spliced from 10 exons. The coding region runs from base 8 to 2104 and encodes 698 amino acids. Gene Ontology annotation, biological process: prostaglandin transport; sodium-independent organic anion transport; transmembrane transport. Gene Ontology annotation, cellular component: membrane. The record is from RefSeq and is a predicted model, not a curated record. Lineage: Eukaryota; Metazoa; Chordata; Chondrichthyes; Myliobatiformes; Dasyatidae.